GUGGAAAGAGAGAGUGAGAGAGAGAGAUAUUAGUAUGAAAGUGAAGGAGAGACAGGGAAAGUGAGGGAGGAAAUUGCGUGAAGGGGGCGAUAGUGGGAGAGCAAGAUGGAUUUGGGGUUUCAGAGUACGAGAGGGAGUGAUAGAGUGAAGAAGGGAAGAGGGAAUGAGCAAGACUGACAGGGGAUUCCAAGAGUGGAGAGUCAGCAGUGAGUAUGUUUGUGGAAACAGGAGGGAGGAUAAGUAUGCAGAGAAACAGAGAGGGUAUGGGAGAGAGGUGAGGCUUGGUUUGAUUCAUGUUGUGGUCAGAGCCAAUAGAAAGCCCCCAUCUAUGUCUAGGGGGAAGCAGAAGUGCGACUCCAAACCCAGCUGGAAACACACAGAGACACCGAACUAGAAUACUGAGACACAGAAACCCAAUGGCAUAGAAAGACAGAUUACAAAGAGAGGAGAAAAAUAUAUAUACAUAUUUUGAGCUAAAUAUGGAUUAUUAAUAAACUCAAAGAUACAGACUCAGUGGAGAGAAACAGGACCACAGACCUUGGGACACUCAGCUGAAAGUCCACCUCGGGUACCCCUGCUGUUCCAAUGGAAACCAACACCAGGAUUCCCUCUACAGGACCAGUAAGGGUGGACAGCUACCCCUAACUGAGACAGGAUCACCCCACUGUCCUGGGACACUGUGGCAAGAGAAUGUUUUGGAGAAUCACUCUCCCGGUCCUACUGGCUGGGGUGCUCUGCGUUGCCACAGACACCAGGAAGCCCCGCCCCCAGGGCUCCAUCCCCUCACUUUUCAAGUCCAAAGGCAACCUGUCGGAGCGUCAGCGCCUGCUGCCGCGGAAACCCGAAGUCCUUUCGUCAAGUCGGGAGGCCCUGGUGGUCACGGAGCGCCGGUACCUCCGACGUGACUGGUGCAAGACACAACCCCUCCGCCAGACAGUGAGCGAGGAGGGCUGUCGGAGUCGUACGGUGGUCAACCGCUUCUGCUAUGGCCAGUGUAACUCCUUCUACAUCCCCCGCCACAUGAGCCCUAGCUCAAAUCGAGGCCUGGGGUCCGGCCGGAAGAACCUCAACAAGGCCCAAGAGCCCUUCCAGUCCUGUUCCUUCUGCAGGCCGCACCGCAUCACCCAGCUCACUGUGCAGCUGGACUGUCCAGGGCUGCAACCAGCCUUCCGCCAUCGCAAGGUGCAGCGUGUCAAACAGUGUCGCUGUAUGUCGGUGGAUGUGAGUGGUAACGGAAAACUGUGAAGAAUUCUUUGGAACCAGACCAUGACAGUCACCAUGGACACUAAUGUGACUGUGAAAGUGAACGUUAACAUGAACAUGAAUACCGUAGACAUGACAGGGGACAAGCUAGUAGUACCUCUCCCCUAUAUUGGACUAUGCUGCAUUAUCACUUUGUACACAGGUCUACUGGUCACACAAAAUGAACCCUACAGGUACUGGUAGUACAGAGUGGCCCAUCUAUUAGCCCGUUGACUACAUGGACAGCUGUGGUAAAACUACAAAUUGCAGACAUAAAUGGAUGCAUUGCACAACACCAACUGAAGCACAUACAUGUUUCAGUUCAACACAGUCAGUCAUAUUAAACAACUGGGUCCUUGGACAUUUGGAACAUAUAAAAUCAUAAGCACAGCACCAAGUUCUAGACUGAAAGUGGAGCUCUUAAGCUGCCUAUGGCAUGCUGUGGACUGGGCUUACCUGGGGGAACUGAGGCUUCAGACUGAGAAAUAGGGCUUCAGACUGAGAAAAAAUAACCUAGUCUGUCUAAGUAUCUGCCUGUGGAUUUAAGAGCCACCUGUGAAAUAAUUGACACAAAUAUCAAGCUAGCCAGUAAAGAAAUGAUAUUACUAUUUUAUGUAUAACUGUUGUACUAUAAAUAUAUAUGUAUAUGUCAAAGGAUAAGUAGCUAUAAAUAUAUAUAAAAUCUAUUUCAUGUGAAACAUCUGUGUGGUCUGAAUGCAAAUGUUGUGGCAAUAAAGGAUAUAGUUGACUAAUGAUGUUUGAGAAGAAUAGGUUCGACAACUAUUCAGAUAAAGACUUUCAGGAUGAUUCAUCUUCAAUAAAUAGUAUUUUAUCAGGAACAAAGGCGUUAUCGCAAAUGGGGACACAGUCACCAACAGCUCUACAAGGCUCAUACAGAACAUAGAACAGGAAAACAAUUCAAACAUACAAAUCAUACAGGAUAUGUCACAUACAGAUUGCAUAUCAUUUUACAUGUAAUGUGGAUAAGGUUAUUUUUUUAAGUUGUAAUAUUAUUUCAAUAUGUAGCUAUGGUUCCAUAAUAACAAACAAUAGAGGAUGAUGUGAAAUC
Molecule: messenger RNA, 2311 nt
Organism: Oncorhynchus keta (chum salmon)
Lineage: Eukaryota; Metazoa; Chordata; Actinopteri; Salmoniformes; Salmonidae
Product: gremlin-2-like
Exons: 2
Coding region: 691-1245 (184 amino acids)
Biological process (GO): animal organ morphogenesis
Molecular function (GO): receptor ligand activity; BMP binding
Source: RefSeq, a predicted model, not a curated record